UCAUUUUUUUUUUUGUAUCUUUCGUGGUCUUCUUUGUCGUCGUUGACAGUUAGAUAGUGUUGCACGUGUUAUUCUGUUUUAGUGUGACACAAUGGCCACGCAACGUGCUCUUCCUCAGAGUAAAGAGGCGUUAUUGAAAUCAUACACGACGAGGUUAAAGGACGACGUGAAGUCCAUGCUAGAAAAUUUCGAAGAGAUAAUUAAACUCGCAAAAGGAGAAAAUGACUCUCAACUAUCUCGAAUGACACAAUGUGAGCAAGAUACAUAUGAAAUGCAUGUCAGAGCAGCUAAUAUUGUGCGUGCUGGCGAGUCAUUAAUGAAACUAGUCUCUGACAUAAAGCAAUAUUUAAUUUUGAAUGAUUUUCCCUCUGUAAACGAGGCUAUAAUACAAAACGGUAAAUUAUUUAGGACUAAGCAAGUAGAAUGUGAUCAAAAACUGGCUUCCUUGAGGGACGACAUGGCUGCAGAUUUAUACGAUCUGGAAGAAGAAUAUUAUACUUCCAUAUAUAAAUAACACUAGUUUAAGUUUAAGCUUAAUUUAAUACUAGUCCUGUAAUAUAUUUGAGACUGUUUUCUCUAAC
Messenger RNA from Cyphomyrmex costatus, 581 nucleotides. Its product is annotated as Mediator complex subunit 22. Gene Ontology annotation, biological process: regulation of transcription by RNA polymerase II. Gene Ontology annotation, molecular function: transcription coregulator activity. The record is from RefSeq and is a predicted model, not a curated record. Bases 92 to 514 code for a protein of 140 amino acids. The transcript is spliced from 2 exons. Gene Ontology annotation, cellular component: mediator complex. Lineage: Eukaryota; Metazoa; Arthropoda; Insecta; Hymenoptera; Formicidae.